Messenger RNA from Microbotryum saponariae, 679 nucleotides. Lineage: Eukaryota; Fungi; Basidiomycota; Microbotryomycetes; Microbotryales; Microbotryaceae. The record is from the annotation of a GenBank genome assembly.
AUGGUGAGCCCUGCAUUCGGAUAGUCCUCAGCUCUCGUUCCAGUCGCUCACCUUAUGUUUAUCUUAGCUGCUCAUCACUCUAGUUCAGAUCGCGCGUUGGCCGACUCGCUGGCAUCCGAGCCUCGCACCGAACCACUCUGUGACUUGUUCGACCAUACUCUGCACAUCCCUCCCUCAUCAGCACCAUCGAAAGAUCACCGCCCUUCCUGUGGUCUCGAAUCGAUGCAUAUGUCACUCGACCCACAUCGCCGCGCCCCGAACACCACUAUCGACCGGUGACGAUCUCCUCCGCCACCCCCACAUCGUUCACUCGUUCACUCUCGUCGACAACAUUGACCGAUCGCACGAGUGCAAUCACUCGCUGUCACAUGUCUUUCUUCGAAUCGAAAAGUCUCAUCGACGCGGGAAGCUCUCGGAAUCUGUUGGAACAUGUGUUGCACGACUCGGCGAACACUUGCUCGAUGCCCGUUCGAAGCUUUGCACCCGUCAUCGACCUUCGGUCCGAUCCACCGUUCGACCGACCGAACUGACAAACCUCUUCUGCCCGGUCUCCUCCUGUCUACGCCCAUCCCAUCACCAACACGUGCGAAGUAACAAUCCGUUCGCCCCUCGCAAUGGCCGCCUCGACCGCCUCGACCGUCGACCUUCCACUCGAUCGACAUGGACUUACGGUCAUUAA